AUCUGACUUGACGUGCCUCUCCUCUGUGCAAGCCUUGCGUUGGGGUGAAGCCGCAUAAAAGCGUUUCCAAUAAUGCGGGCGUGAAGUGCAUGUAGUAAAACGGAGGGGAUUCAGGAGGAGGACAGCGGAGGGUUACCGGCUUCACACCCAACCUGUCAGCCGGGCACAGGAGGAAUACAAUGUCGAACCGAAAGCACCGGGACAACCAGGAGAUCUGCGCCCGCAAGGUCCGGGAGCUGGCCCAGUCUGGAGUAAACAAACACUGCUUCGAGUGCAACCAGCCCGGGGUGACUUACACCGACAUCACGGUGGGCAGCUUCGUCUGCACGUCGUGCUCCGGAAUGCUCUUCUUAAACGACAGAGCGCUAGUUGGUCAUUUUCCAGCUCUGAGGAGAGGCCUCAACCCUCCCCAUCGAGUCAAGUCUAUCUCCAUGACAACCUUCUCCCAACAGGAAGUAGAAUUCCUCCAAAAUCAUGGCAAUGAGGUUGGGAGGAGGACUUGGCUGUGCGUGUUUGACCCAAAGACGGAAGGCUGCUCCGACAUGAAGGACUCUCAGAAGUUCAAAGAGUUCCUGCAGGACAAAUAUGAGAAGAAGAAAUGGCAUUUUUCCAAAAGUAAGAACCGGAGAGAUGUCGAGGGUCCUUGGAGCCCGGGGGUCCAGGCAGUGCCCCCUUCCCAUGGUCCCUUAGCGAGCCAGGUCCCCUCCCAUAACCUGCCCCCUAACGCCAGGUCUACAAGGCCAAUGACUCAGUCACAGCUGCCGUCAUGGGAUCGAGCUCCCGUCAUCUCGCCUGCCGACAUGCGGGCGGAUGUGUUCACCGCUCGGCCAUCGCGCUCCCAGAGCUUCAGAGACCCUACUCUGAAAGAUCCCACCAUGUGCGGGAUAGAAAGACAGCGGCCGGGCUCCCUGUCGUCGGUGCUGGGAGCUCAAAGCCACGUCCCCUCCUUCCCCGCCCUCCCGCGGCCCUCAGGUCGUACAGUAUCAGCCUCGGGGACCACGGGGCCCUUCAGGGCCUUCCCCAAGUCUCUCAGCGUCGACUUUGGUGGUCUGAACCAUCCUCAGCAGCAGUCUCUUCCCCAUUCUAUGUCCCAACAGCAGCCUGGAAGCGCCGGCCAGACGACAGCGCCAGUCGGCAGCUCCAAUGACAGAUACGCUGCGGUGUCGCAUCUGGACAGCGUCACAGCGCCACCCGGUGGUCCUCCGCAGUACAACGCCAUCUUCGGCAACAGGCUUUCCUCCAGCUCUACUCCUGCCAGCUCCCCCGGCGUCGAUACAGUCUCCAGCUCCCAAACCUUUGCAAAUUUCCCAAACCCAUUCAGCUCCAGCUCCAGCUCCAGCUCCGCUUCCCAGCAGCCCGUUGCUCUCUCCCCCAGUAACCCCUUCAGCAACUCAUCAGGAGGUGACUCCGGUGAGUUUGUCACCUCGCCCACCUCCGUCUUUCCUCCGUCCGCCUCCUACCCAGCACUCAACAGUCAGAAUGCAUUGCAUCAUGAGUCAGCCAGCAACCAGGAAGCCAAUGGUUUCGCCUCCUUCCCUGCCCCCGACUCUCAGCCCAAAGUCCCUCGGCCGAUGUCGGUGAACCCGUUUACGGGGAAUGUUUACGCCAGUAGAGGGACGUCACGAAACCCUUUCAUCUGAUCCCCCCCCCCCUCCUUAUUUCACCCACCCAUCCAUCUCUGGGAACCAAGGAAGAAGUGAACUUGAGGAGUUGCUGCCAUUUCAAUGCCUCUGGAGUAUUCUCACCCUCUGAGGGAGGGUUUUACGUCCUCUCUCUCUCUCUCUCUCUCUCUCUCUCUCUCUCUCUCUCUCUCUCUCUCUCUCUCUCUCUCUCUCUCUCUCUCUCUCUCUCUCUCUCUCUCUCCCCCCCCUUCUCUGUCUGUGUUUACGUGUUAGUGGAGGAUAUAAAAAAAAAAAAGUGUGAAUGUAAUUAUGAAAUUCAUGUAUGUAUGAGAUCGGUCACCUGCUGUGUUUGUACCAUGUGACGUAUGUCAAAAGGUGUUUGUGUGCCAGUAGACGCCACCUCAGGGCUCUGUGGGAGUCAAGAGUAGACGAUGCCUCUAUGAUUUUUUCAGAAACACACACACACACACACACACACACACACACACAUGUCGCUGCUGCUACUUUGCUUUCAUCUCCUGCCUAAAAGUGCAAAAUAAUAAAAAAAAACAGCCCGCCACUAAAUGCAUCAGCGUUGUCUCCUGGUUUAAAAGAAAGAAAGUCUCUCAAGUGUCCAAAGGAAGAGCCAGCUGAGACUCUGCGUCACGAGUUUCUACAGAUGGUCAUAACAGCCUUAACAGCCUACUGAUGCAUGUGAAUUAGCAUCGAACGAUAAGACAGGCUUUUCUCUGUGAUGAGUGUGUGUGGAACAUGUUUUCAUUCAAGGAUAAUUACGUUUUCCACUUCCUAGGCUGCAUGUGCUUAGAGGGCUAAAAGGAGAUGCUACUGAAUGUAAAAAAUAAUUUCACAAUAACUUUAAUGUGUGUAAAAAGUUCCUCGCUUCAUGUUCCGGACCAAAAUGUUUCUCGCUUGUUUGUUUUUUUCUGUUGACAUGGAGGUUGAAGUUCAUUUCCCUUGUAUUGCCAAAAAGAAAAGAGAUUAAAGUGUCUUUGUCAAAGACGAGUAUUCAUGUUCAUAAAAUCAGUUUGUUGCUUCUUAAAA
Molecule: messenger RNA, 2663 nt
Organism: Cottoperca gobio
Lineage: Eukaryota; Metazoa; Chordata; Actinopteri; Perciformes; Bovichtidae
Gene: agfg2
Product: ArfGAP with FG repeats 2
Exons: 14
Coding region: 180-1640 (486 amino acids)
Biological process (GO): spermatid nucleus differentiation; acrosome assembly; intermediate filament organization
Cellular component (GO): cytoplasmic vesicle; cytoplasm; membrane
Molecular function (GO): GTPase activator activity
Source: RefSeq, a predicted model, not a curated record